Messenger RNA from Macadamia integrifolia, 1573 nucleotides. RefSeq names its product 3-oxoacyl-[acyl-carrier-protein] reductase 4-like. The record is from RefSeq and is a predicted model, not a curated record. The coding region runs from base 199 to 1191 and encodes 330 amino acids. NCBI's taxonomy places the organism in Eukaryota, Viridiplantae, Streptophyta, Magnoliopsida, Proteales, Proteaceae. Gene Ontology annotation, biological process: fatty acid biosynthetic process. Gene Ontology annotation, molecular function: NAD binding; 3-oxoacyl-[acyl-carrier-protein] reductase (NADPH) activity. The transcript has 12 exons.
UUUCUAUAUAUUCCUGUUUUCCUAUUAAGGGAGCUUCUUAGUUCUCUGGUUCUCUUUCCCAAGACUGGAGUGAAUAGACAAACAACUGUUCGACUGAAGCUUUCUCCUGUAUUUUGUUGGGCGUUGACGAGCCAACGAUUGAUAGCGGCCAUUUCUGUUCCACGGUGCCUUCUUGUUCAGAGAUUAGCUAGAGCUUUCAUGGCUACUGCUGUUGGAUCUGCUUCUAUCUCCUUCAGCUCUGUCAGAGUUGCAGCCAAAUCUGCCCUUUCCGGUGGUCGAACUGAUCAGAGGACUGUGCAGUUCCCGCAAUGGCCUUCCAUCGCCUCACCGUUGGUGCAGCGCCAACCUAGCCUUGCCUUGCAGUGCAGAUCAAAGAGCUCCUCUGCUUCUUGGGGUAUAAGAUCUCAGGUUGUGACUUUUGAACAAGCAACGGUUGAACAGGCUCAGAGCGUGGAAACUCCUGUUGUUGUUGUCACUGGUGCUUCGAGAGGAAUCGGUAAAGCAAUUGCAUUGACCCUUGGGAAGGCUGGUUGUAAGGUCCUGGUGAAUUAUGCAAGGUCCUCAAAGGAGGCUGAAGAAGUUUCCAAAGAGAUUGAGGCAUCCGGUGGUCAAGCUCUUACAUUUGGGGGAGACAUGUCAAAAGAAACUGAUGUGGAUUCAAUGAUUAAAACUGCAGUUGAUGCAUGGGGAACAGUGGAUGUAUUGAUAAACAAUGCAGGAAUCACUCGGGAUGGUUUGCUAAUGAGAAUGAAGAAAUCCCAGUGGCAAGAGGUUAUUGAUUUGAAUCUUACUGGUGUAUUUCUCUGCACUCAGGCAGCAGCUAAAAUUAUGAUGAAAAAGAAAAAGGGGAGAAUAAUAAAUAUAGCUUCUGUUGUUGGUCUGGUUGGAAAUGCUGGACAAGCCAAUUACAGUGCUGCAAAAGCAGGGGUCAUUGGCUUUACCAAGAGUGUCGCAAAGGAAUACGCAAGCAGAAAUGUCAAUGUGAAUGCUAUUGCACCAGGUUUCAUUGCAUCGGACAUGACUGCCAAUCUUGGAGAAAACAUUGAGAAGAUGAUCUUGGAAACCAUCCCCUUGGGGAGAUACGGUCAACCUGAAGAAGUGGCUGGACUGGUGGAGUUUCUAGCCCUUAACCCCGCAGCAAGUUACAUUACUGGACAGGUUCUCACCAUUGAUGGAGGAAUGGUGAUGUAGGUAGCUUAAAGUCACACCAAAGGCCUCCAGCUCUCCAUGAUUGGUACCACAGGAACAUAGGGAAACGUGAGAAAGAGUCGUACUGACUGUUUGCUGCUACAAAUAGUUGAAAUAUUCAUCUAGUGUCACAGAAUGAAAAUGGAAAUUGAAGGAUUGGCCAUCUUUUUAAACUUUCCCAUGUUAUAACCUUUGUGGCUAAAUUGAUUCAGUAUCAGGAAUUCAUUUUUUGCCAUUAUGUCUGGAUUCUUGUCCUGAUGAUCAUGAGUUUUGAGUUUUCACUGGAGAUGUUAUUAGAGACAUUACUUUGAUAUCCAUGUUGCUUUCCCCAAAGUGGGAAAAAGUGAUCAUUUUGAAACAUACAUAAUGUUUGUCUUCUACUCUA